Molecule: messenger RNA, 5641 nt
Organism: Pelodiscus sinensis (Chinese soft-shelled turtle)
Lineage: Eukaryota; Metazoa; Chordata; Testudines; Trionychidae
Source: RefSeq, a predicted model, not a curated record
GGAGGGCAGCGUGGGUGGGUGGAGGUAGUGGGGCUUGUCAUGUCCAUCAGAUGGCUCAAUGAGAGGGUCUUACAGCAUGCAAGACAGCAUCACCUCCAUGCCUGUGGUGACACCAUAUCGCACAGCGAUGUUACCCGGGGCAUCAGGGUGUCACAUUGCAAGAUCCUUAUUGUGACGCUGACUUGGAAAAACAGCAUUGAGAAGCCAUCAAGAUGCCUACUUGUUGCAUUGCCCGCUUUUCUUGAGCACCACUCACAGAGGCAUCCUCUCCAUCACAAGAGGCCUCGGUCGGCAGGCAGAGUCCGAGGGUCGUUCCAUACCCAAACCACAGCCUGUGUCCUGGCGAGCCAGGUCUUCAGACUGCGGCAGUUGUGUCCAUGGGCUCAGCUGACCACCGGUUCACCCUCGCCGAGAUCCUGUCGCAGAACUAUGGUGUGCGAGAAGAGAGGGAGGAGGAAGAAGAAGAUACGCAAGAGAAAGAGAAAUCUUUGGAAGAGCUGGAAAAGAGCUUCACUGCCUCUCAGUGACAUGCCGUUCGAGGAGCUGCUUGCCCUGUACGGCUAUGAGGCCUCGGAUCCGAUCUCCGAGCAGGGCAGCGAGAGCAAUGACAUCCCUCGCCACCUGCCAGACAUGACCCUGGAUAAGGAACAAAUAGCGAAGGAUUUGCUUUCAGGGGAAGAAGAGGAGGAGACGCAGUCUUCAGCGGAUGACCUGACUCCGUCCGUCACGUCCCACGAUGCGUCGGACCUUUUCCCAAACCAGCCUGGCUCAAACUUCCUGGCUGAUGAUGACAAAGAGCCCUGCUCUUCUCCGUGCGCUUCCUCCUCGGCCGAGGAUUCCGAAGAGGAUUCCAUCCCCGCCAACGAGUGCAAGAAGGAGAUCAUGGUUGGACCUCAGUACCAGGCUGCCGUUCCUGUCCUCCUCUUAAACAGGCACAGUGAAAAAGCCUACGAGAAUGAAGACCAGCUGCUGUGGGACCCAAACAUCCUUCCCGAGAGGGAGGUGGAAGAGUUCCUGUACCGAGCAGUUAAGCGGAGAUGGGACGAGGUCUCCAGUGCCAGUCUGCCAGAAGGAGAAAUGGUGAAGGACAAUGAGCAGGCGCUGUAUGAAUUGGUUAAAUGUAACUUCAAUGCAGAAGAGGCGCUGCGGCGGUUACGCUUCAACGUGAAGGUCAUCCGAGAUGAGCUUUGUGCCUGGAGCGAGGAAGAAUGCCGAAAUUUCGAACACGGCUUUAGAGUCCACGGGAAAAACUUCCAUCUGAUCCAAGCUAACAAGGUCCGCACCCGGUCGGUGGGGGAGUGCGUGGAGUACUACUACAUGUGGAAGAAGUCGGAGCGCUACGACUACUUCACACAGCAGACGCGCUUCGGAAGGAAGAAGUACGUCCACCCUGGAGCCACGGAUUACGUCGAUAAUGACUUGGAUGGCGGGGAGGUGGAAAAUGCCAGCCGCUCCCGGAGCUCCCCCCCCAUUCCCUCCGCCAGCUGCCUGGAGUCUCACUUCAGCCAAGACCACCUGGCAAUUGAGUGUGCAGAUCCGCGGAGCGUGGAGAGCGCAGCCUGCAGCCUGGGCAGCAUGAGCGAGUCGGGCCAGGGCUACGAUUGCAGCACCCCCUCGGAGACAAACUGUUCCUUCGACCCAGCGGAGGACGCUUCCUCGGCCCCUUGCACGCGGCAUCCCGGGAACCCCACGGACCCGGGGCGUUUCCAGCUGCCCCCGGCAGGCCCGGGGCUGGCAGGGAAGCAGGAGACGUUGCAGAGCUCCGGCGAAACGAUAACGAUGGACUUCACUCUCCCCGGAGACAUUAACGAGGGGCUGCCUUUAAUUUCCGGCCGGGUGGCUUUGGACAGGGACCCCGAGGCACUGGUGUCGCCCGCUCAGGUGGCCUUGGCAGUCACAGAUUUUGGCAUCAUGGGCAUUGGAGAUGUGAAUAGUUUCCUGGCUGCUCACCAGGGCUGCCCGGGGCCCGUGGCUCGGUCGGAGCCUUUGUCGCAGUGAGGAUCUCCAGUCUGGUCGCUGACCGAGCUACGGCUUUGACCGACGGAGCGAAUUCCCCGGCCUUCCGUGUUGCACGGGGCCCUUGGAGCUGUCGGCUGGAAUCUGUCUUUCCGUCCUACUUGAUGUUUUGGCGUCUGUCCUUCCACGGCUCUAGUGAAACCAAACACCUUUCUGCACAGUGCUGCCGCCCCUGCGCAGGGUUGUCAGUCGGGGGCCGAGUCCGUGAGCCCCACCCCCGGUGUCGCGCAGGCAGGCACUGCCCUGAGGACGGUGGAAGUGUCCGUGACCCCAGCAGCAGGCACGUUCUCUAGGGCAGGCCGGCGGCAGAGUGGGGUGCUAUGGAGGAGGAGGAGGUGUCGCGGGCACUUUGGGGGCUGGGCCGGAGGAUGGAACGGGAGGUACUGACCCGAGCCCAGUCAGGCCAGGCUGGAGGGGCCGUCUGGAUGCAGAGCAGGGCGCGUUUGUGCCGAAGGGGGAGUGGAGAGGCUCUUCCGUUCCCCCUCGGAUUUGGUGCUGCAAUAGAAGUAACUCUCCUUUUCCUCUCCAACAGCGGGAGAAGCCUGCUGAUUUGUUAAUCCAGGGGCUGCCUUUGUCCUCUCCCCUGCCAGGUCCAUCUGGCUGCCCCUCAGCUCUGGGACCGUCCCAUUUAGGGUGGGCAGCUUGUCUGUGUGUUGCCCCGUGCCAGGCCCAGGGUGUGCUGCUCCACGGAGAACAGGUUCUGGCAGGGGAGGACGUGCUCUGUGAAAAUCCUUGCUCGCUUGCAGAGGGGUUACGUCCGCACGAGCUGCCUCGCUGGUUCCAGAUGCUGCCGGCUGGGGAACGGGGCAGUGACUGGAUCUUGGGGCUGGCAUUGGGGCUUGACAGGAAUGGAGGAGAGGCUAGCAGGCUGCCUCCAAGCGCAUGGUGUAUGUGCCCGGGGCGCCGGCCCAGCUCCAGACGGAAGGUGUCCAGCACCAGCACGUGGCAAGGUGAUGCCUCAGCCCCACGGAGCAUCAGCCCCGAUACUCAAAAGCAUAAAGAGACCGUGUUUGUGGGAGUGCUUAGCCUUGUGCUGCAGGGUCGUUAGCCGCUGCGUAAAGUGCCAAAUGCGCCCAGGCUGCCUGAGCAUUGCCCGAUACCUCAGACUGGGGCUGAAUUCUCCUUCCUGCUCCCACAGGAGUGCCACAUGCCCCUGGUGCGUCUGCGUUCACGGCCACGUGCAGCGUGCGCACGCAGCCUGCCCAGCUUGCACUGGUGCACGCAGCAGUGGAGAGAGCCGGACACGCCUCCGCUCCCAGAGCACACGGGGGAAGAGUCUCCUUUCAGACCACUGACCCCCAGAAAAAAUCAGUCACAAGCCACAUACAGCACCGGGGGGCAGGCUCGCACCAAAAAUGGGGGGUUCAGGGUGCAAGAGGGAGCUCUGGCAGGAGGCUGAGGGGGUGGUGCUGGGUCUAGGUGGCUGGGGUGGGGUUUAUGGGGUCGGAGGGGUGGCAGCUUGUGGUGACAUGUCCAGUGGACAAAGCCACAGCCUUCACCCCGUCUCUGUCCAGCCAGCCCCGCCCCUGGUCGCAGCCUGGGUCCUCUAUGGGCCAAGCAGUCUCUGCUCUGUGAGCGUGAGGGGUGGAGAGUGCUGCUGUCACAAGCAUUUCACACCCGCUUUGCACGGGGGAGUGGCUCCUCCACACGCCUGGUGACACUAGCAGACCCCGCCUGGGGGCAGCGAGAGGCAGAGGCGCUAGCUCGGGAGUCUCCCCGCCCGCGAACCUCUGCUGCUUGCCCCUGGCUGAGCUCCUCGGGGUCUGGCUCCCUCUGGGGGUCUCUCGGAAGGGAGACGGUGGGAAAGGGAAGAGGCUUAUCCUGGGACGGGGGAGCUCCCAGCGCCCCACCAGCAGCCAAGUGCAUUGGAGGAAACUUUCCUUUCGUUUGUUUCAUUUCUGAGUCCUGACGCGGGGGAAUGUCUCUUAUUUAUAGUCUUCAAUGUUGUUUACAGACGAGCGGGGUGCGACGCGGCACGUUUUCCGCACGGCCUCCCCGGGGCGGGCAGCCUGGCUUUGGUCCGGUUUGUCUCGCAAAGCGCAUUUACUUUGACCCGCUCCUGAUGCCGGACUCUUGCCCCUCCCUCCGCCCCAGAGCCCCGCACUGUGAAGUGAUGCUGCCUUGAAAACCCCUCGCCGUUAUUUAUUUAAUUAAACCAAUCGGAUUUGAAAGCGACCGGGGGCCUCGUCUUGCUUCCGGAGGCGUUGGGGAUGCGAGCAGUAAGGGGACGUGCUGGCAGAGUGUCGUGGCGGGAUUCCCCUGCGCGGCUCCCGGACGAGGGGCGUUGUGCGUGUGGCUGGCAGGAGAGGCGCGGCUUUGUUUGUUCCGGGCUUUAACGCUUUUCAGGGUGCAGCUCUAGGGUCUCUUUCUGGUGUAGAUUUGCUUGUGCUGCGGUUCCAGUAGAGCGAGUGGCGCUUCCGUAGGGAUGAAGAUGGUGGCCAUCCAAGUUACAAUCCCUAGAUCUCAAAGCACGGUACAAAGGAGGAGGUGUCUUUACCCCAUUAUAUAGAGAAACUGAGGCACAGAGCAGGCCUGAGAGUCACCCAAGAUCACCCACAGAGAGAACAUGGUCUCCUGAAUGCCCGUCUAGUGCUCUGUAUGCUAGGCAAUGCUGCCUCCCCUGAGAUGGGCUAGUAGAAGGCAGCAAGGACGGGACCAGCGAGCCCCCAGAAGAGAUGCCUGCCAGCUCAAUCCAGCAAGAGAAGGCAGCCCAACGUCUCCUCUGCCUCGGGCCUCCCUGAGCAGCUCUGCUGGCUGGAUUGGGGCCUCCCUGCUGAGUUUCUGCCUCCCCUUGCAGGCCUCAGAGCCGCUCUAGCCUGGGGGUUUGGCUAAAAGUUCUGUGGAGUCUCAGCUGAAGCUCUCCAGCCUCCCAUUUGUUCACAGGGGUCCGACCCCUGUGUGGGAGGGCUGAGCUCGCUGUUCUUGCCCCGAUCCAGAGUCGAGCGCCAGGAGUGCUGGGCCCUUCAGGUGCCUAAUGAUGGAGAUGGGCACCGAGGGGCAGAGGGAGGUAAAGAUGCCUAAGGGGCGAUCCACGUCUCUAGGUGCCUAAACACCUUUACGGAUCUGGCCCUUCAGCCUUAGCCAGUGCUGGGCCCAUUAGAAAUAGAGCCACCCAGAGAACUUCUCCCCUCUUCUUGUGGCCCAGCCUUGCAAAAUUCCACCGGCCCGGGGCGCGGGGGGCGAGAGUUUCGUUUCCUUCAGUGGUGAACGGCUGCAGCUGGAGCGUCCAGCGUGUGGGACCAGUUCUAGGUGCGUGGGCUCAGCCGGGUCUCGGUGCCGUCUGGCCCGUGUCAGACACAGCAUGUGUGGCUGGCAGAGGGGCUUGACUCAAAGCAGAGUCUGCUCGGGCUCCCUGUGCGGUGCAGACAAGCCAUUUGGCAGCAGGGGAAGGGGGGUCCAGCCAGGCAGGGCUGGGGGUGGCCUGCCAAGGCAGGGGAGGAUGAAUGCUGAGGUCUGUUCUGAAGGGCCCUUGAUCACAACCUGGAGCUUUAUCGGCCAAGUGGGGGCAGAGGUUGGGCUGCAGGUGGGGUGCCAGUUGGCUGCGCUGCGGAAGCAGGGCCUGGCUCCCCGAGUCCCGUUCACCGGGCGGGCGCAGGGCGAAGGCUGCGGGAGGGAGCCGGCUUAG